CAGAGAGUCUCUUUUGCAAAAACCUUAAGUUUUCAAACGCCGGGGAAGUGAAGCGAAGCAACAACCUUCAAACCCUAGCUCCGGUGGAGAGAUUAACGAGAGAAUCGCAAUGUCUGGGUUUUCGUUUGGUCAAUCGAACACCGGUGGAGGAUCCUUGUUCGGAUCUUCCUCCGCCGCGAGCUCCUCGUCUGCUUCAUCCACCUCAUCUCCGUUAGCUUUCUCCUUCAAUCAGUCCACCGGAUUUGGAUUCGGUUCCACCGCACAGGCUGCUCCUGCUUCCUCUACAACUCCAUCGUUCGGAUUCGGAGCCACCGCAUCGGCUCCUGCUUCCUCCACAACUCCGUCGUUUGGAUUUGGAGCCACCGCUUCGGCUCCUGCUGCUUCUACAACUCCAUCGUUCGGAUUUGGAGCCACCUCAUCGGCUCCUGCUUCCUCCACAACUCCGCCGUUUGGAUUUGGAGCCACCGCAUCUACCGUAACGGCUCCUGCUUCCUCCACGACUCCAUCGUUUGGAUUCGGAGCACCCGCAUCCACCGGAUUCGGGUUCGGAUCCUCUGCUGCGUCUUCAUCUGGUUCUGCUCCCUCGUUGUUUGGAUCUUCUACCAAUGCUUCUGCGGCUUCUCCUGGUUCUUCUCCUUUCGGAUUCGUAACUUCAUCUGCUUCUCAGCCUGGCGCUUCUUCUUCUUCCGCGACUGUUUCAGCACCAUCUCCUUUCGGAGCAGCGCCUGCCAGUGGUUCAGCGCCACUCUUUGGAUCUUCCUCAUCCUUAUUCUCCGCUCCUUCAUCUGCAGCCAGCUCGAGUUCUCCUCUCUUCGCCACAUCCUCAUCUGUACCUGCCUCAACCGCUUCUCUAUUCGGCGCACAAUCUUCAGCCACCGCCUCCACACCUUCAAUGUUCGGCGCUGCGGCUCCGUUCUCAUCAGCCCCUGGCUCCACACCUUCAAUGUUUGGAUCCUCAUCAGCCUCUGGCACCUCACAGUCAAUCUUUGGCUCGGCCGCGUCAUCAGCCUCUGGCUCCUCACCGUCAAUCUUUGGAGCCACCGGUUCGACUCAGGCCAUCUUCGGAUCGUCUUCCUUGUCAGGCGCAGCAGCAGCUUCUUCACCAUCCCAGUUUGGAUUUUCCACCAACAACACUUCCUCCACUAUAACCAAUCCCUUGGCUUCUCCGUUCUCUGCUUCUACCGGACUCUCUUUCUCGAAAAGCACAGGAAGUUCCACCCCUGCUAUCUCCCCUUCCGCUCCUUCACAAACGACUUCGUCAUCUUCCUCAUUCUCAUUUGCUACACCCGCAAGCUCAGCUCCUGCAUCCACCACAUCCCCAGCACUGUUCUCUAUAGCAACCACCACCACCACCACGUCCUCUUCGACUCCUGCUGCCACUAGUGCACCAUCUUCCUCAGCUGCAGCCUCUACAACGACCUUUCCUUCUUUUGGUGUGGGUUCAUCUGCAGCCAACAGCACUCCGGCUACUUCCUCUGCUCCAGCAUUUGGGUUUACCAGCUCCACUUCUGCCGCUGCAACUACUGCUUUUGCUGUACCCCAAACAACACCAACUACUGCUACUACAACGCAGACAUCUCUUGUUGUGGCUUCCACUAGUGGGACAAGCACAUCUGUUGCAGCUCCAGUGGCUGCUGCUCCCAAGCUACCAUCUGAAAUAACUGGCAAAACUGUUGAGGAGAUUAUCAAGGAAUGGAAUACUGAGCUGGAGGAGCGUACAGGGAGAUUCAGGAAACAGGCAAAUGCGAUAGCUGAAUGGGAUAAGCGGAUCCUGCAGAACCGUGAUGUUCUUUUGAGGCUUGAGAUUGAAGUUGCAAAAGUGGUUGAAACACAGUCUAGUUUGGAAAGACAGCUGGAAUUAAUCGACACUCAUCAACAAGAGGUUGACAAAGCUUUGCUAAGCAUGGAGGAAGAGGCUGAGCGUAUAUAUAAUGACGAGCGCAAAUCGCUUCUUGACGAUGAAGCAGCAUCAACAAGAGAUGCAAUGUAUGAACAGUCUGAGCUUGUAGAAAGAGAACUGGAGCAUAUGACUGAACAAAUCAGAUCGAUAAUACAAUCCGUAAAUGCAAACCAGGGUGGAGAACUAGAAGCAGUUGAUGGGAUGAAUGCAUUGGACGUAGUAGUCAGGAUCUUGAACAAUCAACUCAGUUCCUUGAUGUGGAUUGAUGAGAAAGCAGAGGAAUUCUCAUCUCGGAUUCAAAAGAUCGCAUCUCAAGGCUCUGGUGCAGACCGUGAACUGAUGAUGGCUCCAAAGCACUGGAUGUCUUGAUCAUCAGCGCCUGAGAAACGAUCAUGAAUAUCUUCUUUUGUUCUGUGCUAGUGAUAUCUGAUUCUUGUUUACACCUUGAAUUUUUUUUUUUUUGAGCAACAUUUUACACCUUGAAUAUUGUUUACCUUUUGUACCAUUUGGAUAUUGAGGACAGUCUGUUGUUGUUAUCAGCUUUCUAUGAACCAUUGAAACUUUUC
This is a messenger RNA of Brassica napus (rape), 2466 nucleotides long. Its product is annotated as nuclear pore complex protein NUP62. The coding region runs from base 110 to 2269 and encodes 719 amino acids. Lineage: Eukaryota; Viridiplantae; Streptophyta; Magnoliopsida; Brassicales; Brassicaceae. The record is from RefSeq and is a predicted model, not a curated record. Gene Ontology annotation, cellular component: nuclear pore central transport channel; nuclear pore. The transcript has 8 exons. Gene Ontology annotation, molecular function: phospholipid binding; structural constituent of nuclear pore. Gene Ontology annotation, biological process: protein import into nucleus; RNA export from nucleus.